AUGUUGAUUAAUCAAUACUUAAUUUAUCAUAAAUACUUUAACAUUUAGAAAUUACAUAUUUUAAUGACAUACUUAAAAUGGAUAGCAAUGUAUGCUUAAUUAUCUUAAAAUUGUACAUAAUAGUAAAUAUGUACAUAACUCAUUUUACUUACUGAACUUGAAUUAAUGAUUAAAGUUAUAAUUGGAAUUGCAUCUUCAAUAAAUUCUAUCAUAUAACCAAAUAUAUAUGGAUUUUAUUUAACUAUUCCAUACAUGAUAGUUAUUUUGAGUGUAGUUUUAUAUGAUUAUUGGAAAUUAAUUUAAGAAUAAUCUAAUAGUAACAUUCAACAGUAAUAAACUAAGUUUAUCAAUUUUAAAUAAUAGUCUAAUUAAUUUGAUAAACACUCAUCUUAAUUUUAAAUUUAAGAAAAUGUUUUAAAGUCUCCUGAAUUAGAAUGUCCUGAUUAAUAAAAUAGUCCAAUGGUUCUAGAUAUUUAAUGCAAUGAAGAAGAAGAUGUUCUUGCUCAUAUGUAUAAUAUUUUUGAAUUCUAAUCUUUAGGGCUUGGAUUCACAAUUAAUCUAUUUUAAUUUAUAAUUAGAAUUUUGAGAUUACCUACUAAAACUUUUAUUUAGGGAAACUAAAUAAUCGCUAAAGUAAAGGAGUCAACAAUGAUUAUGAAUAAAUCUUUUUAGAAUCUAUUAUAGAAAUUGGUAGUCGAGAAGUGAAUGACUUAUUUGGAAAUUCAGAAAUAGAUUUAGAUUAAGAUGAGUAUUAUAUAAUUAACUAAUAAUAGUUCCUUAAUUUUAGAUAGUACUGUACAUAGUAGAUAUAAGAUUAAAGGGGGAAUUCAAAAAAUUAGAUAAAUGGUAGCUGCUUUAUUUAAUAAUUAUUAAAAGUAUUUCAUUAUAUUAAUCAUAUAUUUUAGAUGGAAAUUCUUUACUUUUUACUCUCUUUAAAAUAAAAAAUAAUGAACUAAAUUUUAAAAAUAUCAAUAUCAAAGUAUUAGUGACUGAAGUUAAAUCAAAACUUUAUACACUUUUUAUGUUUGAGAUUAUGCAAAAAGUUUCAUCAAAAAGAGUAUUGGAUGAACCUCAAUAAUUUUAAAAUGUCUUCUAAACUUUCCUAUCUGAAUCUAAUAAUUAUAUUAAUGCCAUACAUUUAUUACUUCUUCUUUGUACUCAUGAACAUGAAAAGAAUGCUGGGAAAGUUUAAAAAGAAUAUUUAAAAUAAAUGAGAAUGAGCACAUAAAAGUUCAUGAUUUUUUUAGGAACAAUGAAGGAUUUAACUUUGUAACUUACAAACCAACUAAUUUUUAGAAAUUCAACUUUUAAAGUUGCAGAUCUUAUGGAUGAACUCUAAUUGAUUUAUGAUGAUUGCUUAAAAAUUAAAGAAAUCUCCAUUAUUCCUAUUGUAGAUAAUGAUAUUAUUGUUUUUAAUGAUUCUGAUCGUGUAAAUUAUCAAUUAUAUUUAGACUAAACAAAUUCUAAAAUGUCUUUUUGAAAUAGCAAUUAAAUAUACUGUAGCUUCUAAAAUUAGAAUAGAUAUUCAUUAAGUAUCACCAAAUAAUUAUUAAUUUUAAAUUAAAGAUAUUCCAUUUAAAGAAGAUAACUCAAAGUCUUAAUAUUAAGUAGUUCUUAAAAAUACUGCAUAGUUAAUGAAAACGAAUUGUAAAGAUUUUGAUAUGAGUAAUUUAUUGGAAUUACAAGUAUCUGCAAUUCUAGCCUAUUUACUUUCUGGUUCACUUCGAAAACCUUUAGAAUUAAAUUUUGAUAAUAACUUUUAAGGUACUUUUACCUUUACUGUUGAAUCUCUUCCAUUAAAUAGUAAACAUGGCUAUCAUGGUUAAUAAAUAAAACCAAAGCGUGCAUUUGAUACUUCAUUAUCUAUGUUAUUGGCAUAAGCCUAAGAUAGUUCUCAUUAUAAAAAUGAAGAAUCAAAAUAUUUAUCCUUUACUUAAAUUUCUAAAUAGUAUUCAUUAAAACCUGAUGUUCCUUUCGAUUUACAAAGUGCUCACUUUUCAUAAAUAUCAAAAAUUAAAUAAGAAUCUCCAUAAAUCAAACCCUUAAGUUCAUAAGCUCAAAGUAAUUCAGGUGGAACAAAUAAAAUAUAAGAUUCCUUUUUUCCAAAAAGUGUGAAUACAAAUAAUCCAUCUAAAGUUAUUAAGAGUGAUUCAGCAGUUAAUGAAUCUUCUAAACCUAUGACUAGUGCUUUAGAUUUUGGAGAAAGUACUAAUCCUAAUAUUGAUCCUCCAGAAUUAAGUCCAAAAUUUCUAUAAUCUGUGAUCAAGUUUAAAAUAACAAAUUAAUGUUGUUCAAAAGUCAUUAUUGCAGAUAAUGAUUAUUUGAAUGUAUCUGUUCUUUAAAUUCUACUUAACAAAUAUGAAGUUAAAUCAGAUAAAGCAUUUACACAGUAGUAAACUCUUUAGUAUAUCAAAAAUAAAUAACUUAAUCCUUGUAGAUGCAAAAAUAGUGCUUAUUUAUUAUAUUUUAUUGAUGCCUCUUUACCAGUAUGUAUUGAAUACAUAUAUAGCAAUCAGCCGUUGAGUUGAUUAAAUAAAUUAAAUAAUUAUUUAAGUCUUUACAAGUAGACAAAGGCUUUAUAAUUGCAAUGGCUAGUUAUAGUGACAUGGAUUUAAAAUUGAGUUGCUUUAACUCUGGAAUAGAUUAUUUUAUUUCAAAACCUUUCGAUUUGUUUGAAUUAACUGCUAUUCUUUAAUAUAUAUAGUUUUGA
Molecule: messenger RNA, 2710 nt
Organism: Paramecium sonneborni
Lineage: Eukaryota; Ciliophora; Oligohymenophorea; Peniculida; Parameciidae
Source: the annotation of a GenBank genome assembly